UGUCCGAAACGACACGAACAAAAAGAGCAGAACACAAGCCUCCCGCUUUGAAAGCCUCUGUUCUCCGACCAAAACCCUGCAAAGGUUCAACCUUUCCUGCUCGUUCUCGCUUCCGAGAGUCCAAUUCCUCGUUCAAGAUCGGAACUUUCGAAGUGCAAGAGCACCCACCAAAGAAACGAAGCCCCUGAAUUCGAAAGGCGUCGACUUUCGAAAACCCGCCAUGGAGAAUAAGCCAUCGAGUUUUGUUGAUCGCCCAGUUGUACCGGGAGACGUGGUUCUUGAUCUGUCGAAAAUGUCUAAUCAGACUAUAAAGAUUGGCGGCGGCCUUCGUCAGGAAUCUGAUUUUAUUACAGUCAUGAAGGCUGGGAAACUAAGGUUCUCGAAACCAAAUAAAUACUGGGUCGAAAGCUCUCAAAAGAGGUAUAUGCCUUGUGUGGAAGACACUGUCCUUGGAAUCGUGGUCGACACUAAAGCAGAGAACUUCCUUGUUGACAUCAAAGGACCAGCAUUGGCCUUUUUGCCUGUACUUGCCUUUGAAGGAGGAACUAGAAGAAACAUACCAAAGUUUGAGCAAGGGACUUUGCUUUAUGCUCGGGUUGCGAAAGCAAAUCCCGGUACUAAUCCAGAGCUGUCAUGUACAGAUGCAAGCGGGAAAGCAGCAGAAUUCGGACCCCUCAAAGAUGGUUACUCGUUUGAGUGUUCAACUGGUCUAUCAAGGAUGCUGCUAAGUUCGCCAACCUGUCCAGUUCUCGAGGAAUUUGGCAAGAAGUUAUCUUUCGAGAUAGCAGCUGGCUUGAAUGGCCGGGUCUGGGUAAAUGCGGCAUCUCCAUCUACCACAAUUGUUGUUUCUAAUGCGAUUAUGAAGUCGGAGUCCUUAAGUGGGGUGCAGCAGAGAAUUAUGGUUCGGAAGCUGCUCGAUAGAAUUCAAUGAUCCGUUUUUUGUUCAAAAAAUCGUUUUAUCCCUCCCUUGGCAAGCUUGUGUAUGUCCUCGCAAGCGGAUAGAGUGCAAAUGAAGGUACAAGGUGAAGAUUGCCAUCGAAAUCCAGCUAUCUACGCUCAUGCAGGAACUUGUAGUGAAAUUCAUUAACCUUCAAUAUAUGGAUGGGGCCAAUUUGACAGGUCUUUCUUUCUCUUUUUGGUGCAAUGACGUGAGUUGUGGAUAUAUUUUGUGAAACGCGUUUUUCUUCUUCUUUAUUGGAAGUAAUACAACUAGAGCAUAAAAACAGACGAGUUGUCUUAAAAUCUCAUGAAGACAUUGCUUGCUGUUUGCCA
This is a messenger RNA of Eucalyptus grandis, 1272 nucleotides long. Its product is annotated as putative exosome complex component rrp40. Gene Ontology annotation, molecular function: RNA binding. Gene Ontology annotation, cellular component: nuclear exosome (RNase complex); cytoplasmic exosome (RNase complex). NCBI's taxonomy places the organism in Eukaryota, Viridiplantae, Streptophyta, Magnoliopsida, Myrtales, Myrtaceae. The record is from RefSeq and is a predicted model, not a curated record. The coding region runs from base 221 to 931 and encodes 236 amino acids. Gene Ontology annotation, biological process: exonucleolytic trimming to generate mature 3'-end of 5.8S rRNA from tricistronic rRNA transcript (SSU-rRNA, 5.8S rRNA, LSU-rRNA); U4 snRNA 3'-end processing; CUT catabolic process. The transcript has 11 exons.